Messenger RNA from Arabidopsis lyrata subsp. lyrata, 2407 nucleotides. Its product is annotated as ATP-dependent zinc metalloprotease FTSH 5, chloroplastic. NCBI's taxonomy places the organism in Eukaryota, Viridiplantae, Streptophyta, Magnoliopsida, Brassicales, Brassicaceae. The record is from RefSeq and is a predicted model, not a curated record. Gene Ontology annotation, molecular function: ATP hydrolysis activity; metalloendopeptidase activity; ATP binding. Gene Ontology annotation, cellular component: membrane; chloroplast thylakoid. Bases 191 to 2296 code for a protein of 701 amino acids. Gene Ontology annotation, biological process: proteolysis. The transcript is spliced from 5 exons.
GUGAUAACACACGUAGACGAACCUCAAGCAAUCACUCAAACUCAUGACUUCUCUUUAAUCCUCCUCCAAAAAAUCUCAAUUUGCAGAGAAGAAGAAGAAACAAAAACCUCCUUCAAACUCAAUUCAAAGAUCCUUCCUUUUUCACCGCUUUCUUCUUCAAAAUCUAAUUUUGAUUCUUCAGAGAGCUUCAAUGGCGGCCACAUCUUCAAACCCAUUACUACUUUCUUCAAAUUUCCUCGGUUCUCAAAUCAUAAUCUCAGCUCCAACACCAAAAACCACCACAAAGUCUCUUCCUUUCUCAGUCAUCUCUCGAAGAAGAUACCAAUCGGAGAAGCUAAUGAAAUCUUUGCCAUCGCAAGCUGCGUUAGCGGCUCUGUUGUUCUCAUCUACGUCUCCACAAGCUUUAGCAGUUAACGAACCGGUUCAGCCGCCAGCUCCGACCGUUACUGUUGAAGCUCAAUCACCAAAUCUGUCGACGUUUGGUCAAAACGUUUUGAUGACAGCACCGAAUCCACAAGCUCAGUCAUCGGAUCUUCCUGAUGGAACGCAGUGGCGAUACAGUGAGUUUCUAAAUGCGGUGAAGAAAGGUAAAGUUGAGAGAGUGAAAUUUAGUAAAGAUGGUUCUGUUCUUCAGCUAACAGCUGUUGAUAAUCGUCGUGCUACUGUUAUUGUUCCCAAUGAUCCGGAUUUGAUUGAUAUCUUGGCGAUGAAUGGUGUCGAUAUAUCGGUUUCGGAAGGAGAAUCUGGAAAUGGGUUGUUUGAUUUCAUUGGUAAUUUGCUUUUUCCGUUGCUUGCUUUUGGAGGGUUGUUUUAUCUCUUUAGGGGAGGUCAAGGAGGUGCUGGUGGUCCUGGAGGUUUAGGAGGUCCUAUGGAUUUUGGUAGGUCGAAAUCGAAGUUUCAGGAAGUGCCGGAAACUGGGGUAACGUUUGGGGAUGUUGCUGGAGCUGAUCAAGCUAAGCUUGAGUUACAAGAAGUUGUUGAUUUCUUGAAGAAUCCUGAUAAGUAUACUGCUUUAGGUGCUAAGAUUCCUAAAGGUUGUUUGUUGGUUGGUCCACCGGGUACGGGGAAGACACUUUUGGCUAGAGCUGUGGCUGGAGAAGCUGGAGUGCCGUUCUUUUCGUGUGCUGCUUCGGAGUUUGUGGAGCUUUUUGUUGGUGUGGGUGCUUCUAGAGUUAGGGAUUUGUUUGAGAAGGCGAAGUCGAAAGCUCCUUGUAUUGUGUUUAUUGAUGAGAUUGAUGCUGUGGGUAGGCAAAGAGGAGCUGGGAUGGGUGGUGGGAAUGAUGAGAGAGAACAGACGAUUAAUCAGCUUUUGACUGAGAUGGAUGGGUUUUCUGGUAAUUCCGGUGUCAUUGUGUUGGCUGCGACCAAUAGACCGGAUGUUCUUGAUUCCGCACUGUUGCGUCCUGGUAGAUUUGACAGGCAAGUCACAGUGGAUAGGCCUGAUGUAGCUGGAAGAGUCAAGAUCCUGCAGGUGCAUUCUAGAGGGAAGGCUAUUGGGAAGGAUGUGGAUUAUGAGAAAGUUGCGAGGAGAACUCCGGGUUUCACUGGUGCUGAUUUGCAGAACCUGAUGAAUGAAGCUGCGAUUCUUGCGGCUAGACGUGAGCUUAAGGAGAUAAGCAAGGAUGAAAUAUCCGAUGCUCUUGAGAGGAUCAUUGCUGGCCCUGAGAAGAAGAAUGCUGUUGUCUCUGAGGAGAAGAAAAGACUUGUUGCUUAUCAUGAGGCUGGGCAUGCUUUAGUUGGUGCACUUAUGCCGGAGUACGAUCCAGUGGCCAAGAUAUCGAUUAUUCCACGUGGUCAAGCUGGUGGGCUCACCUUUUUCGCCCCUAGCGAAGAGAGACUUGAGUCUGGAUUGUAUAGCAGAAGCUACCUUGAGAAUCAAAUGGCUGUUGCACUUGGUGGCAGGGUUGCAGAAGAGGUGAUCUUUGGAGACGAGAAUGUAACAACCGGAGCAUCAAACGAUUUCAUGCAGGUGUCACGAGUGGCUCGCCAAAUGGUUGAGAGAUUCGGGUUCAGCAAAAAGAUUGGACAAGUGGCAGUUGGUGGAGCAGGAGGAAACCCUUUCUUGGGUCAAAGUAUGUCAUCGCAGAAGGAUUACUCGAUGGCAACAGCGGAUGUGGUUGAUGCAGAAGUGAGAGAGCUCGUGGAGAAGGCGUACGUGAGGGCGAAAGAGAUCAUAACAACACAAAUUGAUAUCCUACACAAGCUUGCGCAGCUCCUAAUUGAGAAAGAAACUGUGGAUGGAGAAGAGUUCAUGAGCCUUUUCAUUGACGGACAAGCUGAGUUGUAUGUUUCUUAAGUAAAAAAGUAAAAGAUCGGUUUGUAAAAUACAUUUAGCUUCAAUCUAUACAUACUGUAUGUUAAUAAUAUACAUUGACAUGUUCAGAGACAGUUUAUUUUUCUUGUUUAA